Molecule: messenger RNA, 432 nt
Organism: Rhea pennata
Lineage: Eukaryota; Metazoa; Chordata; Aves; Rheiformes; Rheidae
Gene: IQCJ
Product: IQ motif containing J
Exons: 3
Source: RefSeq, a predicted model, not a curated record
AUGUUCUUUCUCUCCUUGUAGGAAGAACUCAGAAGGCUCCAGAACACCUUGGAACAGGUCAAUGAUGGCAAAUAUUUACUUCAAAGCCAUCAGCUUGCCAUGGAUGAGGAAAAUAAUAUUGAAAAAUAUCCUAUCAACUUACAGCCCUUGGAAUCAAAAGUGAAAAUCAUUCAGCGAGCAUGGCGUGACUACCUGCAGCGGCAGGACCUGCCCCACCACGACCCGCCGGAGAAGCGCAGCCCUUCGCCGCCUUCCCUUGCGUCCGACAAGCUCAGCAGCUCCGUCAGCAUGAACACCUUCUCCGACAGCAGCACGCCGGUGAGUACGCCCCGCGGGCCCGUUCUCCUGUUCCUACUGCCGCCUGCGCUCCUUCCCAGGACUAUCGCAGAAAUGAGCUAUUUGGCGAAAGCUAUGCUGUUGACUGAUGAUUGA